AUGCUGGGCUCGAUGAAACGCAUCAAGAUGUGCGGCUUAGCCGACACUCUGUUCGAUAAUCUGCACAGCCUGAGGUUGCAAGAAUUAGAGAUCUCCAAAAGUUUCCGAAGACUACUAAUUGGAAGCAUGUUUUUCGCUUACACUACCCCUGUGAUUGCUCCCGUCCUGACUUUUAUGGUCUUUUCGCUCAUAGCUCUAAGGAGCAAUGGUAACAGCACCCUGGAUACUAGCAAAGUUUUCACGUCGCUUUCGCUGUUUGCGCUUCUCGCUGACCCUCUGUCCUCGCUGAUCAUGGCCAUGAGUGCUUUUGCCGGCUCUUUAGGCUGCUUUGGCCGCAUUCAAGUCUUUUUGGAUACGCCUGAACAUGUAGAUAAAAGGAUCAAGCCCUUUCAGUACGAAUCUGACAAUGGACAAAGCUCUCAAAGCGAUACCAGCGCCAGUGACAGUCUCAGAUGGACCGAGAAGUCCUCCCAGUCUCGCAUGACUUCCACAAAUGACAGAGGGAUCAUGUCUUUUCCAGGGUCUCAUGCCGACUUCAUGUGCGUAGAAGACGGUAGCUUCGGCUGGGAAACAGAGAAGGAAGCUCUGCUGUCGUCGAUCAAUCUGAGCAUUCCGCAAGGAAAGUUGACAAUGAUAGUGGGGCCUGUAGGCUGUGGUAAAACGAUACUGCUGAAAGCGCUCCUGGGCGAGGUCCCUGCGCUGUCCGGGACCAUCAAACUGUUUGCCGGUGACGUAUCCUACUGCGAUCAGUCACCUUUCCACAUGAACGGCACCGUACGGGACAGUAUCACCGCAUUUUCCGAGUAUGAUGAUCGUUGGUACAACACUAUACUCGAGGCUUGUGCUCUAGACGAAGAUCUGCGUCAGAUGCCGUUGGGUGACCAGACACAAAUCGGAAGCAAGGGCAUCGCACUGAGUGGAGGCCAAUGCCAGAGGCUCGCAUUGGCUCGCGCUGCUUACUCACGACAUGACCUAUGCAUCCUCGAUGACGUACUCAGCGGUCUAGAUAUGGACACCGAACAGCGGGUCUUUCACAGUCUUUUCGGCCGGGAUGGGUUACUACGCCGCCAAGGUACCACCAGUAUCCUCGCUUCCUCCUCCAGCAGGCGAGUUCCCUUCGCAGAUCACAUAGUCGUCCUCGACGUGGACGGCAAAAUAUCUGAACAGGGAAACUUUAAGGAGCUCAAUUCAGCCGGCGGCUAUGUCUCAAGCUUUGAGCUGCAGCCAGCGGAUUGGACUGUUCAAUCCACAGAGAUGACAAACCUAGAUCAAGUCUUAGCCAUGACCACUACAAGUAAAAUCGUCCAUCCCACAUUGCCACCAUCCAAAGAAGCGACAGAGACGAUAGAAUUCGAAGCGAACAAGCGAACUGGUGAUCUUGCCAUCUACACCUACUACGCGAGAUCUGUCGGUUGGUUUGCAGUGGUAACCUUCAUCGUCGCCAUGUGCGCUUACGUAUUCUGUAUCUCCUUUCCACAAGUCUGGCUUGGCUGGUGGGCGGCCGCAAAUGCUCAGCGCCCAAACCAAAAGCUAGGCUACUAUCUCGGCAUCUACGCUAUGCUCGGUGUGAUGGGCCUCAUCUCUCUAAUCAUCAGUUGCUGGCAGAUCAUCAUCACCAUGGUACCCCAAUCAGGAGAAAACUUCCACCAUCGACUGCUGAAAACGGUGCUCGCAGCUCCACUGACCUUUUUCUCCACGACCGACACCGGUGUUACGCUCAACCGAUUUUCGCAAGACCUCCAACUCAUUGAUAUGGAUCUUCCACUCUCCGCACUGAAUUUCGUUGCAGCCUUCAUCCUCUGCAUCGCGCAAAUCAUCCUCAUCGGAAUCUCCUCAGUCUACGCCGCAAUAUCGUUCCCCGUCUGUUUUCUCUUCGUCUACUUGAUCCAAAAAUUCUACCUGCGCACCUCCCGUCAACUACGAUUCCUCGAUCUCGAAGCCAAAUCACCACUCUAUUCUCUAUUCAGCGAGACCAUCGCCGGACUCACCACGAUUCGCGCAUUCGGCUGGCAACGUUCUCUAGAGGCGAAAAACCGCCACCUCCUGGACCAGUCGCAGCGACCAUUCUAUCUCCUCUUCUCCGUGCAGCGCUGGCUACAACUAGUGCUCGACCUUCUCGUCGCCGCAAUAGCCAUAAUGCUCAUGUCGCUCAUCACUGGCCUACGCGGUGUCCUCAGUGGCGCCUACGUCGGCAUCGCGCUCCUGAACGUGAUCCUCUUCAGCCAGACCCUAAAGCUCGUAUUGCAGUACUGGACGAUGCUCGAAACGCACAUUGGAGCCGUCAGCCGAAUCCGGAACUUCACCAGCACCACUAACCCCGAGGACACGUCCCAAGAGACGGCGGUACUGCCACCCGACUGGCCCGCCCAAGGCGCCAUCGAAUUCCACUCCGUAAGCGCAGGCUACGAGAGCAACCGCGCGGUCCUCAAAGAAGUCACGCUCUCCAUCCGAGGCGGCGAGAAGAUCGGAAUCUGCGGGCGCACCGGCAGCGGCAAAUCAUCUUUGAUACUGACGCUCUUCCGGAUGCUAGAGCUGCGCGCGGGCAGUAUCACGAUUGACGGGCUGGACUUGAGCACCAUCCCGCGACACGAAGUGCGGUCCCGAAUCAUCGGGCUGCCGCAGGAUGUAUUCCUCCUGAAUGGGAGCGUGCGGCUGAACAUCGAUCCGUACGGGCGGGCUACGGACAAAGCACUCAUUGCGGCUUUGCAGGAUGUAAGGUUGUGGGAGGGGAUACAGGGGAAAGGGGGCCUAGACGCCGACAUCGAAGACGUGAAUCUCUCCCAUGGACAGAAGCAGCUUCUCUGUCUGGCUCAAGCGCUGUUGAGGCAGAGUUCUAUCCUCGUUCUCGACGAAGCCACAAGCAGUCUCGACGACGUAACCGACGCGCUGAUGCAGCGCAUCAUCCGGCAGAAAUUCUCCCGCCACACCAUCAUCGCCGUAGCGCACAAACUGGACACGAUCACCGAUUUCGACAAAGUGGCCGUGCUGGACAAGGGGACGCUGGUCGAGCUCGACAGUCCGUACAAGCUGCUGGCGCAGCCGUCGUCGGCGUUUAGUCAGUUGUACAGGAGCUCGGUCCCCGAUGGGGGGUGA
This is a messenger RNA of Letharia lupina, 3093 nucleotides long. RefSeq lists its product as uncharacterized. Gene Ontology annotation, biological process: transmembrane transport. Gene Ontology annotation, molecular function: ATP binding; ATP hydrolysis activity; ABC-type transporter activity. Lineage: Eukaryota; Fungi; Ascomycota; Lecanoromycetes; Lecanorales; Parmeliaceae. Gene Ontology annotation, cellular component: membrane. The record is from RefSeq and is a predicted model, not a curated record. The transcript is spliced from 2 exons. Bases 1 to 3093 code for a protein of 1030 amino acids.